Anopheles coustani is the source of this 3001-nucleotide messenger RNA. RefSeq names its product TBC1 domain family member 23 (gene TBC1D23). Gene Ontology annotation, biological process: retrograde transport, endosome to Golgi. The record is from RefSeq and is a predicted model, not a curated record. The transcript is spliced from 2 exons. Gene Ontology annotation, cellular component: trans-Golgi network. Bases 258 to 2477 code for a protein of 739 amino acids. Lineage: Eukaryota; Metazoa; Arthropoda; Insecta; Diptera; Culicidae.
CAAAUUAGUGUCGCUGUGGAAAAUAAAGUCAAUUUUCUCCGCUUCUCAGCAAAAGCGUCGUUUUUAAUUGGUAUUUUUGUCUAGCAGAUAGUUUCAGGCCGUGCGAUGGUUGCUUUUCCACGUCUCACUUUGUAAGAGACGUCAAGAAGGGCCAGCGACAAAACGACAACAGUUUGCCGAGGUGUUGUGGCGCGCGAGGGACGUGAAAGUUUUCCUUCGUGAAAUUCUCUUGCCCAAUACGCUAACGUGCUUGCGAUAUGGAGGCGGGUUUGUGGUUGAUAGAGCUCGAGUCUGCCCUGCAGGACGAUUGCACAGUGGACGACAUUUACGCAAUAUGCCACGGAAAGGCACUGCCGGAGGCGCUCCGGCUGGACGUGUGGCAAGUGUGCCUGGGCGUGCGCAACAAAAUGGACCAGAUGGCGCAGUUCAACGAAAUCUACGACCUCCCGUUUCAGGCGCAGCUGCGCGCAGACUGCGAGGAUUUCGUCAACAAGCUUGGCAACGAGGACGAGGACAAGGUGUCGGUGGUGUGUGACCUGGAGUCGAUCCUGACGUUCUACUGUAAGAACCGUGCCCUUGGGUACGAGCCGAACAACGGUUGGGUCGAACUGAUGUUACCCCUGCUGUCACUGAAACUGAUCCGCUCCGAUACCUACAACCUCUUCGAGGCUAUCCGUGAUACGUACAUUCCAAAAGGGUGCGUCAAGAACGGCACCGUAUUCAACGUGUUUCGGCUACUGCUCCUGUACCACGAUCCGGAACUGUGCACCAUACUCGACACGAAGCGCAUCACCCCAGAUUGCUACGCGAUGGGCUGGUUCCAGACGCUGUUCGCAUCCACCUGCACCCUCCCGGUGGUGCUGUCCAUGUGGGACCUGUACUUCCAACAAUCGGACCCAUUCCUCGUGUUCUUCCUCAGUCUGAUUGUGCUGAUCAACCAGCGCGAUCAGAUUCUACUGAUGAAAACCUCCGCCACCAAGGAGGAACUGGUCAGCUUUCUAGUCAACAUGCCGUGCAAUAUUGAGGCGGACGAUGUGCUCGAUUUCUGCUCCCUCGCCCAGUAUUACUCCGUCAAAACGCCCGCCUCCUUCAAGCGCGAUCUGCUGCAGGUGCUAUUCGGGGCGCAAAGUGGCACGACCGAGGGAAGUUCGGUUGUCUCGCAAGCCCUCUGCCUUCCCGUGUCGGUGAACGAGCUGAUCGAGAAUGCUUCCAUCGAGAACCCUCACCCGGAGGCGGUACGGUUCUUCCUUGUCGAUUGCCGCCCGGCCGAGCAGUACAAUGCCGGUCACCUUUCCACCGCGUUCCAUCUAGACAGUAACCUUAUGCUACAGGAACCGGAAGCAUUUCAAACGGCCGUCCAGGGGCUUUUGCGGUCCCAGCGCAAUGCCAUUGAUGCCAAUUCGAACGCUGGCGGUGAACAUCUUUGCUUUCUCGGAUCCGGCCGGCUGGAGGAAGACCAGUACACGCACAUGGUGGUGGCUUCUUUCCUGCAGAAAAACACCAAAUACGUCUCGCUGCUGACGGGCGGAUACGAGGCGAUACACGAGUACUUCGGUGAGGGUAUGGUCGACUGCCUCGAGGAUCACGAUCCGCUCAAGUGUUUGCUGUGCAACAAGGAACAGGUACAGUUCGGUAAGAAGGCAUCGAAUAACAACAACAACAACCAAAAGGCACUCAAAAGCGGUGUGAACAGUGCCAGCAGCAGUGCAACGAAUAGCCUCAAACGGGGUGCCAGUUCACAGCAGCAGCAACAACGAAGCAGAAACCAUGCGACCAACAACAAUGGCGCGGACGGCGAUCGGAAGCCGACUAUCGAUCUGUUCAGCAAGCUGUCGCUGGCGAUGAAAACCAAGUCGGCAGAGGUACGCGAGAAGCUGUUCGAUUACAUUUCCAAUCCCAAUGCGACUACCGGUGGUGCUGGGUCGGGUGUUCCCGGUUCGGAGAAGCACGUCUCACGGAACGAUCGCAAUGGGAAGCGCUACCGAAACGUACCGCCUGUCUUUAGCAUUGGUGAGGAUCACGAGGAGGACGAAGAUUUGAACUCGGCGGCCAGCGAAACUUCCUCGGUUGCGCGCAGCACGAAAGCGGCCGCCAACAACCGGCAGUCGGACACCGGCGAGGAGAUCGUUUCGAUACAGAGCUUCCUGAAGAGCCCGGACGUCAUUCGCCACUUCAAGUGCAAGGAGGUGCAUCUGAAUGGGUACAUGUACGACAGCUACCUGCUCGUGACGGCCACGCAUAUGAUCGUGCUACGCGAGUUGGAAACGCACCACGAUCAGGCCCGCAUCAUCGUGCGCCGUUCGCUGCAGAGUAUCGUCAAAAUAACGGCCAAAAAGCGGCACCGCGAUUUGAUCACGUUCAAGUACGGCUACCCCGAGGAGGAGAACCUCGUCAUCACCGACAUGGACCGAUUUUUGAUACCGAAAGCGAGCGAAGUGACCGAUCUGAUCUCGCGACACAUUAUCAAGCAGACGUGAGCUUCCAAUCGCAGUCGCCACACAGCAUGAUGUCGCGUGGUAACAUCUCAAUGCCCUCCCUCCUCGCCAAUAGGAACAUUCUACACGUCACGGUUGACUCGUUGAAUUUGUAACGAUUUUUGUUUCUUUAAUACCUAGCAAAUUACCAAUUAAUUUAAUCGUUUUUGGUUGUAUAUUUUAUUAUGUAUCAUAUAAAACGCCCGUUACUUACUCUGGUCUUGUACUAUGCACGCUACUAGUUAGUAGUCGAGGAUGUUAGUAUAAAAGAAAAGAAGAACAGUCAUCAUCAGCACCGGAACAGACAGUUGUCGCGCACACCGUAGAGUGAUCCUUGAGAAGAAGAAAAAUAACCACAUACCUAAGUCCGUGAUUUCUAUUGCCACUCUCGUCGCGGCCCCUUAGCAGUAAGUGAAACGAGCACGACGGUGCGCAACAGCUUUUUAUGUAUAAAACAAUAAAAACCAAAAGUUUCCUUCCCCGUGCAAUGGUAGCAAUGGGUGUUGUUACUUACAUUUUAAACUAAA